Molecule: messenger RNA, 295 nt
Organism: Tauraco erythrolophus (red-crested turaco)
Lineage: Eukaryota; Metazoa; Chordata; Aves; Musophagiformes; Musophagidae
Source: RefSeq, a predicted model, not a curated record
UUGUUAUUCUUUUUUUUUUUUCUCCUGCUGUAUUGAACUCCAGGCCUGCGAUCGAGACCAGCAGUGCGGAGGAGGGAUGUGCUGUGCGGUCAGCCUCUGGAUCCGCAGCCUGCGAAUGUGCACGCCGAUGGGAAAUCUGGGAGAGGAGUGCCAUCCUUUGAGUCACCGAGUCCCCUUCUCCGGGCGGCGGAUGCACCACACCUGCCCGUGUCUGCCCAGCCUGGCCUGCGUACGGACUUCUCCCAGCAAAUUCAAAUGUUUACCAGACUUCAGAAAAGAAGAUGUCUUUUUUUAG